Molecule: messenger RNA, 1531 nt
Organism: Eriocheir sinensis (Chinese mitten crab)
Lineage: Eukaryota; Metazoa; Arthropoda; Malacostraca; Decapoda; Varunidae
Product: trypsin alpha-3-like
Exons: 6
Coding region: 53-934 (293 amino acids)
Biological process (GO): proteolysis
Molecular function (GO): serine-type endopeptidase activity
Source: RefSeq, a predicted model, not a curated record
UUCAGCAGUAUAUAAGGUGGUCCAGCAGGGCAACCAGCAGUGACGACCCAUCAUGGCCUCUCUCCUGAGCUCUCUUAGCCUCCUGCUGGUGGUGGUGGUGGCGGGCGCCAGCGCCCUCCCCGCUAACUCCUCCAAGCCCAUCCAUCCUGAGCCUCGUGUGCAGUUCGACUCGAAUUGCCGCUGCGGACAGAAGGCAGCCGCCCGUAUCGUGGGGGGCCAGGUGACGGGUGUGAACGAGUACCCGUGGAUGGCCGGCCUCUUCUACUUCAACCAGCAGCAGUUCUGUGGCGGCUCACUCAUCAAUGACCGCUACGUGCUGACUGCCGCCCACUGCACUGUCGAUUUUCGUGCUGCGGAAAUCACGGUGAGGUUGGCUGAGCACGAUCUCCGCACCAACUCCGAGAGCACCGUCAUCACUCGCUCCGUGGCCCAGAUCAUCAACCACCCCAACUACCAGGCCGGCACUGAGAGGAACGACAUUGCCCUGCUCAAGCUCUCCUCCCCAGUGGACGUGUCGUCGACGGUGAUGCCCGUGUGCAUGCCGCCACCACUCCCGAAGUAUGGCGGCAAGAGGGCCACGGUGACGGGCUGGGGCACCCUCUCCUCAGGCGGCUCCUCCUCCAACGUGCUGCGUGAGGUCGAAGUUAACGUGCUGAGCAACAAUGCGUGUCUGGAGAGCUAUGGCAGCGGCAACAUCAUCUCUUCCAUGAUAUGCGCCAGUGACGCCGGAAGGGACUCCUGCCAGGGUGACUCAGGCGGCCCGCUGGUCUUCAAGGACGCUGGCAAUAACUAUGACCAGAUCGGUGUUGUCAGCUGGGGCAUUGGGUGUGCGCAGGCAGAGUACCCCGGGGUGUACACUCGCGUCAACAGCUACCUGGACUGGAUCAGGUCAAACACCGAGGACGGCAUUUACUGCAAGGGGAUGAAUCUGUAAAGACCACACUUGAAGGCAUGUCACCACUAAACCAGACCUCUUAACUACCUCAAGAGACUGUGGUGCAGAGGGUGGAGUGACAAUAGGAACAAUACCGAGACUUAUACAAUGAAGACACAAUGAAGAGCUUCCCAGCAGUCACCAUUCAUUAUAGUACAGCCAUGGUGACACCUGAAGGCUCGUCCACACUCAGCCAAGCCUCCCUACUACCUUAAGAGUGAUGUUUGGCAGAGUGAGAUAACAACAAUAUGGAGCCUGGUGAACACUAUAAAGAACUUUCCAGCAGUCACCAUUCACCAUAGAACAGCCAUGGUGACACAACACUCCACCAGACCUUUACUACCUCAGGGAAUAGUGUGACUGAUGGUGAUGGUGACAAGAACAACUCAACAGCAUGAAAUAGAGGAAUAUGAAAGCUGUGGUACUGAUAAAACAAGCUCUUCUGUGAUAGCCGUUCAACAUAAAACAUCUUCCGGUGCUGAGCCAGACAGGAACAACGCAGCACUUAGGUUACAGCAAGUUCAGUUUUCAGUUGUCUCCACUAUUGUAAACUUCCACCUAUUUACCACAGUCCUAUUAAUAAAGUGAAUGAUACAA